Messenger RNA from Miscanthus lutarioriparius, 594 nucleotides. The record is from the annotation of a GenBank genome assembly. Lineage: Eukaryota; Viridiplantae; Streptophyta; Magnoliopsida; Poales; Poaceae.
AUGGCCUCCCAUAAACCCCUCACUUGCAGUGCCUUGGCCCUGUUCUUUGCUGCAGGCUUGGUUUCAGCUCAGCUUACAGCAAAUUUCUAUGACAACAAGCCUAGAUGCUGCAAACAGACAUCCCUGCACCAACCCUUGACCUCAGUGACCUCACCAAGCCCUUCUCAAACAAAAGGAUUGAGUGCAACUGACAUGAUUGCACUCUCAGGAGGUCACACCAUUGGGCAAGCAAGAUGUGCUAACUUCCGUAACCGCAUAUACUGUGAAACUAACAUCGAUACAUCCCUUGCAACAUCACUGAAAUCAAAUUGUCUGAACAAGACUGGUGACAAUAAAAUCUGCCCCCUUGACGCCUCAACACCCUAUGUUUUUGACAAUUUCUACUACAAGAACUUGUUGAACAAGAAGGGUGUUCUGCAUUCUGACCAACAACUGUUCAAUGGAGGCUCAGCAGAUUCCCAGACUACCACCUACUCUUCAAAGAUGGCCAAAUUCUCCACCGAUUUCAGUGCAGCAAUGGUGAAGAUGAGCAACAUUAGCCCCCUUACUGGAUCCAGUGGACAGAUAAGGAAAAACUUCAGGAAGGUAAACUAG